This is a messenger RNA of Rhinichthys klamathensis goyatoka, 838 nucleotides long. RefSeq lists its product as uncharacterized. The record is from RefSeq and is a predicted model, not a curated record. The coding region runs from base 32 to 838 and encodes 268 amino acids. The transcript has 7 exons. NCBI's taxonomy places the organism in Eukaryota, Metazoa, Chordata, Actinopteri, Cypriniformes, Leuciscidae.
UGUCUGAGAGAAAAGCGAGCGAACUUCUAGAAUGGCGAGCAACAGGUCGUUUACUGGAAUUGAAAGCCAACCAGGCAGGUCACAACCACAGUAUGACCAACGUGCUGUAACCGAAGCAGCACAACAUUUAAUGUCCUUGGUGGCCAGAGUAAUCCCUGAGGAAAAUACAAGACAGGGUCAGACUCAGAGCCAGAUCCAGCAGUCAGUAAGACCUACUGUGGAACAUGAAAUGACUAGAUCUUUUCCUGGAUUUUUUAGAAAUACUGGCAAAAAUAAAAGACAUCUUGCCAGAAGUCAAAGGCCAACAGUACCAGCAAAAGUGCAGAAAACGUUUGAUUGUUCUGUGUCUUUGCUGGGCUCUAAAUCUGAUACAACCCCGUCUAUAUCUGAAGAGCUGGAGCUCAUGCAAGCAGGGCUAGGAAAGAGGACCCUGUCCUUGACAUCAGAUACAACACAUGCAGAGUUAUCAAGUUUGCUGCGGGAAGCGUACUCAAAGAUGAAUGAUUUGGAAGACAGGUGGCUUCUUUUCAAAGCUGCAGGUGGGAAUGGAAGGAGAAGAAUAUCUGUAAUACCAUUGGAGGCAGAGGGGUAUACAGGAUCAGUGAUCAAAAGUGCUUCUAGUGGUGGGAAGAACUUGCUGUACGUCGUGCCGUUGCAGGAUGAGCUUGACAUGACACCACUGCCACCAGAUGCACCUGAAUUUGCCCGAAUGCCAAAGGCAACUUGUAAAAAAUGCAAGACUCUGAUGCCACUUCAGACACUGGCUUUGCAUGUUGACCAGUGUGACAGCAUGCACAACUCAGAAAACUCUGAAAUUGAGGGAAAAAUGAGGGAAUAA